Leptopilina boulardi is the source of this 2733-nucleotide messenger RNA. RefSeq names its product mediator of RNA polymerase II transcription subunit 22 (gene MED22). Bases 116 to 538 code for a protein of 140 amino acids. Gene Ontology annotation, molecular function: transcription coregulator activity. Lineage: Eukaryota; Metazoa; Arthropoda; Insecta; Hymenoptera; Figitidae. The transcript has 2 exons. The record is from RefSeq and is a predicted model, not a curated record. Gene Ontology annotation, cellular component: mediator complex. Gene Ontology annotation, biological process: regulation of transcription by RNA polymerase II.
AUUAGUUUUGAUCACGUGAUUUGUCAGUGAUUUUUAAGAACAAAUUGACAACAAAUCUCCAAAUUAUUUUAAUUUAGUUAAAAUUGUGUUUUUAAUACUGUAAAUUUAUUUAAAAAUGACAACUCAACGUGCAUAUCCACAAAGUAAAGAAGCUUUGUUAAAGUCUUACAUGACAAGGCUUAAAGAUGAUGUGAAAUCCAUACUAGUCAAUUACGAAGAAAUUGUAAAGCUUGCCAAAACAGAUAAUGAAACUCAAUUGUCUCGAAUGACACAAUGCGAACAAGAUACAUUUGAAAUGCAUGUGAGAGCAGCAAAUAUUGUCCGCGCUGGUGAAUCAUUAAUGAAAUUAGUGUCGGACAUAAAACAAUAUUUGAUUCUUAACGAUUUUCCAUCAGUUAAUGAAGCAAUAACACAAAACAGUAAACUCUUUAGAACGAAACAACAAGAAUGUGAUCAAAAAUUGGCAUCUUUGAGAGAUGACAUGGCUGCUGACUUAUAUGAUUUAGAAGAAGAAUAUUAUACUUCUAUAUAUAAAUAAAUAUCUAGAAAUGUAAGAAAACAAUGAAAUUUCUUCGUAACAUACAAAUUAAUUUUCUUACUCAAUUGUACAGUUUCUACUAUUAUAAGUAUAUAGAAUAAGGUUUUGUUAUAUAUAAUCAUUUUUCUAGGGAAUCAGUAUUUAUCUUAAAUAUAUUUCUACAAGAAAAUGUUAUUUCUUUCUGUUUCAGAAAAAUUCCUAUUUUUCUUUUGUCUAAUAUUAUUUUAUAUUAUUAUCCUUUGAUAAAUACAAGACAAUACCUAUGUAAGGAAAAAUAUAAAAAAAAUUUCCUUUAUUAAAAUUUUCCGGCAGUACUCAAGAACAGUUUGGUAAUUAUAAUCUAAAUGGUAAAUUAUCAAGAUCGGCUUACACGAUUAAAAUUAUAAAUAAAGCUAAAGAUUUAAUUCCACCACCUUCAGAAAAUGAAAUUAUUAUGCAAAUUUCUAGACAUUUUAAAGAAGAUAUACAAACAGCUUUUAUUGUUAGAGGUAUUAAAGAUGUAAAUAAUUUAUUAGAUUUAUUAAAAAAAAUUUGAUCAGACUGGUCCAGUUCAUUCACAAAGAAUUUUUUUAAAUCGUAACACUGAAAAUUUUCAAAAAAAAUAAUUCAAGAAAUUACUUUAAUAAUAACCAACGAGGCUAUUAAAAUAAACAAAACAAUUAUCAAAGAAAUCAAAAUAAAAAUAGAAAUAAUAAUAUGAAUCCUAACGGAAAUGCAAAUCGAAAUUAUUAUCAAGAAAAAAAUAAUCAAAAUAAAUAUCAAGAAAAUACUAAACAAGAAAAUAAAAGGGUUAAUAAACAAGAAAAUUUUCAUUCUGUGAUAAUCAUUUCGAAGACAAUAAAUUUUCAAAUAAUAAUUUUUGUCUAAAUAAUUAUCGAAACUAUAAUAAAACGCGUUAAAAUUAAAAUGUGGAAGAGAUGGAAAGUUCAAGAUAUCUACCACGCAAUAAUCGAUACAGUAAAUAAUUCUAAUCAAGAAAAUUAUAAACAACGUAAAAUCAAUACAACAAAAAAAAGUAAAUUGGUUGAACAAAAAAAGAUUGGUCAUUACCUUCAUCUAAUUUGGAAAACUUGUAAACCUUAGGUUUGUUUACACAAAGUCUGUAGAUACAAAUCCGAGGUCAAUGACUCUAUUAAAUAGAAAAGAAUUUGUCAAAUCUUUACCAUCUAAUUUACUCGAAGAAUUAGAAGAACAAAAAGUAAAUAUUCAUGAUCAUUUAGAAAAAUUUACUACAAUUCAAUUCAUAUUAGAAAAUAUUAGCGUUAAAGCAUUAAUAGAUAACGAUAGUCAAGUAACUUGUAUUUCAGAAAAUUUUUAUGAAGAAAAUAUCAAUUGCGAAAUAAAUUUAAAAAUAUAAUAGUGAAACAAAAUCAUAAUUCUAUUUCAAGACAUAGAAUUUCCGAUGCUAAACAAGGUAAAACUAAGCGUUAUAUAAUCGAUAAAAAUGUACUUUAUUUUGUCGUAGAAAAUAACAAAAAAUUAUUCUUAACAAAAAGUAUAAUUAACGAUUUAAUUGAUAAAAUUUAUGGACACGUCGGUCCACAGCAAGUUUUUCGUAUGUUAAAUGAAUAUUUUUAUUAUCCAUAUUUUGCAAAAAUAAUAAGGCAUAGAAUAUAAAAUUGUGACUUAUGUCAGAGAAAUAAAGUUACUAAUCAAACAAAUUUUUCUAAAAUAAGAAAAUGAGCACCCAAAAAACCAGCUGAAAUUUUUACAAAUUGAUUGAUUUUUAUGGCCCAUUACUAACUUUUAAGAGAGGAUUCAAAAAUGUACUAUCUACUAUAGAAUAGUAAAUAUGUAAAAUAAUAUCCUAUUAGAAAAAUAACCACAAAGCGCUUUUAAAUAAAAUUUUUAAUCAUUAUAUUAAAGAAUUCGGAAAACUUGAAAAAAUUAAAUUAAACUAAAAUAAGUGGGGAUACAACCGGUAUUUUCAUCAAUUAGACACCCACAGGGAAAUAUUGUUGAUAUAAUACAUCGGGAGUUUUUAUGAUUUUUUAGAACUCUAACCAACGAAAAACAUAGUUCUUGAUAGGAAUUGGAUAAAAGUAAUUGAAACUAGUUUAAAUAAAACACACCAUGAAACAACCGAGUUUACGCCAGUAGAAUUACACCUCAAUGGGAAACCUAAAAGAGCAUGGUAAAAUUGGUUUAAUUUUCUACCAAUUCCGAAAAGUACGGACUAUGAUAGAAAAAUAGAG